Molecule: messenger RNA, 1806 nt
Organism: Dissoconium aciculare CBS 342.82
Lineage: Eukaryota; Fungi; Ascomycota; Dothideomycetes; Mycosphaerellales; Dissoconiaceae
Exons: 2
Coding region: 1-1806 (601 amino acids)
Molecular function (GO): FAD binding
Source: RefSeq, a predicted model, not a curated record
AUGAUCGAAACAACAUUCCUAAUCAUCGGCGGAGGUCCCGCCGGCGCCUCGCUCGCAUGUUUCCUCUCAGCACAUCAUUUCAAGGGACUUCUUAUUGACGCUGACUCCGGAACCACGCGGACCCCGAAAGCUCACAUCACCAACCCCGCGGCUCUGGAAUGCCUCCGCGACAUCGGCCUCGAGGAGGCAGCCAAGCACGAUGGAAUGCCCAAGACCCACAUGCUACACUACCGAUGGGGUCAUGACAUGGCCGGCGAGGAAUACGCUCGAGUUCAUUCCUGGGGUAAUCAUCCCGAACAGAAAGGCCAAUACGAAGAGGUGACCCCAUGCGCGCCCAUCGAUCUGCCGCAAACUCUCCUGGAGCCGAUCCUGAUUCAGCGAGCUAUCGCAUCUGGAUGGACAGUCCGAUACGACUCGACCUUUCAACGCUUCGAGCGCAAGUCGCCGACGAGCCGAAUCAUCUCAACGAUCCAGGAUAACCUAACUGGCCAGACCUAUCAAAUUUCCUCGAAGUACCUCUUCGGUUGCGAUGGCGCCCGGAGCACAAUCAUGCGUCAACUCGAAAUUCCCUUGCUCAGACAGCCCGGCCAGGGCCUCGCGUUCAACAUUCUAGUUGAUGUCGAUCUCUCGAAGCACAUCGAGCCCCGUAUGGGAAAUCUCCACGUGUGCCUCACUCCCGAGAUUGAGCAUCCUCCAUGGGGAUUCGCAGCCAUUGCGCGGGUCAUCAAGCCGUGGAAUCAAUGGAUAUUCAUUGUUCUACCACAGCCUGGUUAUGAUGAUUUCACAACAAUCCCCAGCCACGAAGCUAUUGAGCAGAGGAUGCGACAAUGGAUCGGAGAUGAUUCCCUCCCGUUCAGUAUCCUGAAUGUAUCGAAGUGGCUGAUCAAUGAGAUAGUCGCCGAGAGAUAUUCCGACGGAAACGUCUUCUGUCUGGGAGAUGCGGUGCAUCGCCAUCCGCCCGUCAAUGGUCUCGGAAGCAACACCUGUAUUCAAGAUGCGUGGAACCUGGCAUGGAAGGCUGCGUACGUGGAGUAUCAACAGGCUGGUCCUCGUCUCCUCGACUCCUUCAGUCUGGAGCGACAACCGAUCGGAGCCGGCGUCGUGCAACGCGCGAACCAGGGCCUACGCAAUCAGGGUCCCGUCAUGGAGGCGCUCGGGAUGACAGGUGCGACCGUAGAAGAGCGAGUCCGCCAAUAUGCCGAGCUCUCCGCCGCCACCGAAGCGGGACGUAUACGACGGAAACGUCUGCAGGAGGGCGUCCGCCACGUCAUCCACGAAGUCUGCGCCAUCGGCAUCGAGAUGAACCAACGCUACCGCUCCAAAGCAAUCUACCUCUCCGACGAGUUCGCACCCCAGGGCUCCCUACCCGCCGACCCCAUCCUCACCCACGAAGUAACGACUUACCCAGGCUCCCGCGUGCCCCACGCCUGGCUCAACAAAAGCGUUCCAGGACAACAAAUCAGCACGAUCGACCUCGCCGGCCACGAAUGUUUCGUUCUCCUCACCGGCAUCGGUGGCGAGGAAUGGAUUCGCGCGGCGAGAAAGUAUGUGUUGAAAACAGGCAUUAUCUUGAAGGCAUACUCCAUCGGUUGGAGGCAGGAUUACGAGGAUGUCUAUGGUGACUGGGCGAGGAAGAGGGAGAUUGAGGAGGAUGGUUGUGUGCUGCUCAGACCCGAUCGCGUUGUUUGCUGGAGGAGUAUGAUGGUUCGGAGGGAUUGUUUUGACGCGUUGUAUCGCGUCAUGCAGAGUAUUCUUGACGGCGGACCCGCGGCGUGGGAGGAGGUGGUGGGGAUGGAUACCGCGUAG